AUGGCGUCGCGAGCGGGCUCGUCAUUGUCGCCAUUGGUCCUCGGGACAAAAUGGUGCGAUGCUGCGUACGCUGCACCAGCAUUGCGGUGCGCCUUUUCGACAACGCCGAUCCAGUCGAGAAGGAGCAAGGCGCAACAUAGGAUGUUUGACUUCCUCAAGAAAAGAGGUAGCAGGUUUCAGGAUGCCGAGGGCCAGGGCCCCAAUUACUUGGGCGGCUUCGACCAACCCUUCCCGAUGAACCCGUUCUUCAAGAGUGAACCCGUGCUGAGCGAGGCUCUGAGGGAAGAGGUCUUCAGGAGGGUCAAGACGGCCAAGGAGUCGUUGAAGCUUGUUUCGGCUGAGUUGGGUAUCGAUGUUCGCCGCGUCGCUGCCGUAGUGCGGAUGAUGGAGAUCGAGAAGCAGUGGAUAACAGAGCGCAAACCACUGGCCAGACCUUAUGCACAGGCCGUCAUGGGCAUGCUGCCCCAAACUCCUUUCGCAGAGCAGGAGACCGGAGGUCAACAGGUUCCUCACGAGCCCGUGAAUGAGAUCCACGUCCACAAGCUCACGAUGCAACAACUCUUCGUGCCCGUGUCGGAGUCGCGGCAAUUCAAUAGAGAAGACGCCGCAAAGGCCUUCCAUAGAAACAUGCUUUCGAUUGACGAUCGAUCACCGCACAAGGAGCUCAUUGACAUGAGGAGGGCGGCUUUCAACGGCGGCGACAGAAGAGAGCUGACGCGCAAGUUCCGCGCCGAUACCAGGGCGCAGGAGGAUAGGUUGAUUGAGAGAGAGCGCAAGCGUUCCGAAAAGGCUGAAGAGGAGACGACGCGUGUUGAUACCGGUCGUUUCGAGUUCAGGUUCAAGGAGAUGAAUGUUGAGACUGUCGGCAAGAACGGCCGCAGCAGGGGAGGCGUCGGCUGGAGAUACGGUGUCCCCUUCUAUGACCGCAGGAAGGGCGAGGUGAAGAUUCCCACGUCGGUGCCUUGA
Colletotrichum phormii is the source of this 966-nucleotide messenger RNA. Its product is annotated as eukaryotic mitochondrial regulator protein-domain-containing protein. The record is from RefSeq and is a predicted model, not a curated record. NCBI's taxonomy places the organism in Eukaryota, Fungi, Ascomycota, Sordariomycetes, Glomerellales, Glomerellaceae. The transcript is spliced from 2 exons. The coding region runs from base 1 to 966 and encodes 321 amino acids. Gene Ontology annotation, biological process: mitochondrial translation. Gene Ontology annotation, molecular function: structural constituent of ribosome. Gene Ontology annotation, cellular component: mitochondrial small ribosomal subunit.